AUGCCAGUUAUUUUUUCAAUCUCAAAACCUCCUUCACGAUGUUAUUCAAUUACAGCUAAUCUUGCUCAACAAAGAACUACUGAUCCUCGUCUUCCGACAAUUAAUGAAAAUACAACUAUUGUAAAUCGUCUUGUAUCUGCUAUAUCGUGGAUUAGUUCAUCACCAACUCGUUUUCUUUUAUUUCAGUCAAAUAAUAGUAUUUCUGGUGUUCCAAGCCAGAUAAUUUAA
Rotaria sp. Silwood2 is the source of this 228-nucleotide messenger RNA. Lineage: Eukaryota; Metazoa; Rotifera; Eurotatoria; Philodinida; Philodinidae. The record is from the annotation of a GenBank genome assembly.